This is a messenger RNA of Amoebophrya sp. A25, 2066 nucleotides long. The record is from the annotation of a GenBank genome assembly. NCBI's taxonomy places the organism in Eukaryota, Dinophyceae, Syndiniales, Amoebophryaceae.
AUUUUCCAGAGCUUAAUGAAUUGAAGAAGGAUCUAACAAAAAGUGAAUAUGGUCUUGAUCGUCUUCGUCUUCGUAUCAAAAUAUAAUCAGUAUUAGAUCUUCAACAACAUGAAGGAGGAUGCUGAUGCUCCUACUACUCGUCACCUCAAACCAGACGAGGUGGAAGCAGUUCCCUGGACGAACGAUGAGCCUUGCUGCGAGGAUAUUGCUUCGCGACUCCUAGAAACCGGAACACCACUCGAAAAACGACUCGCGGAAGCUUGGCGUCAAAAGUGUCCGGAUAUAAGGACGGUGGAAGACAUACCGCACCGCAUGCGCCAAUGUGGGUCAAAGCACGUUUUGCAUUUCAGUCCUGGACGAGCAGCAAAACGGGUUAUGGGAAAGCCGAUCACCGACGCUUUCGUUCCUAGAGCACCAAACGGCUUUGACUUUUCAAAAGUUGGGUCGAGUGAAGUCUUGUUGGCUGGGAGAGAAGUGUUUGAGGAAGUAGUGAAAGCUGGUGAAGAUGACAACUACGACAUCACGGAGGACACCAAGAACCCCACAGGAGUUCGAGUUCUCCUCAACUUGCACCCUAUCGCGCCUCUACAUGUGCUACUCCUGCCGCCGGGUCUAGAAGAACAGUUUUUGUCUGAGUCAGGGAUACGAGUUGGACUGAGGUUUGCUUCAAGGUGCAAGUCAAUGCGUCUGACAUUCAAUGGCAUGGGUGCUGGCGCGAGUGUGAACCAUCUGCACUGGCAGGCUACGGUGUUUCCUGAGAGUGUCGGGAUUGACUCUUGCCAGAGGGUCUUGUGGAGGAGCCGAAAAGUGCUUGGGAACAGAAACUCACCAACUACGAGUUGUCCAUCAUCAAGAAGAGAAAUUUCAGAUUCUGGAGGUGCAGUAGUUUCUAUCUACCGAAUCCCGGAUUGGCCACUGAAGUCGAUGUGUGAAGUACGCUGGGAACAAGAGGAGCCAGUAGAUGCUUUUGAAGAGGGAAAUGGUGGAAGUGGACAAGAACAUCUACUUAUUAUAGAAGAUGCUUUAACAGCCACUUUACUUCCAAUGGUCCAACGAAUGCAGAAGGAAAACGUCACUCACAACCUGUCGAUUUAUCCUUAAGGCAAUGGCUAAAGCUAAACUAGUGCCCUGUCUACUAGAACAAAUUCUGCAACAUGUGGACGAAUUGUGAUCGAUAAUAUUUGGGAACACGACUCCACCACAGCUUGAAUUGGAAUCGGUGGAUCUAUCAUCACAUCAAUCAGAUUCCCAAAAAAGAAUAUAUCCCUUCUAGCUCUAAUCCCUCGGGGGCCGAAGAAUAACCGUAGCCGCGCGACACUUCUUCUGUCCUCAGAGUGAAAACCCAUCGGCAAUGGCAGGAGCUGCUUUGGAAACUUUAGGGCAUUGGAUAAUUCCAUCCCUAGAAGACUACGAGUCCAGUACGGAGGAGAGCCUUGGAGCUUUGUGGAGUUCUUUGUCUAUUCCGGAAGAGGAGAGGAUUGAAAGAUUCUUUUUGGGGGAGGAUGGAUAAUGGGGUUGGAAUCAUAACCCCCGUCAGCCCGACUCCGUCUAUGACCAUCACUAUUUAGAUACCUAGGUUAGUACGUAAACAUAAUGCCGAAAGCGAAGAUGCUGAAUUUGCCAUGAACAUGGUUGUCCUCAUGGAUUUGGACAACAUGUACAUGUAGUUAGUAGUAAAAAACCUUUUGCAAGAGCAUGCAACACAUCAUACCACUACCAGAAAGAGACCUGAUCUACACGCUCCUUGAUGGACCACGGUGGGUACACCACCGUACACAUUCGAUGAGAAAAGAUGUUGAUAUUGUUGAUACAAAGGCAAACUGCGACUACACAAGAACAAGGUAAAAAUUGUUCUUCUGAUAUUCAUCUUCAUUUCUCAUCGACAACGCAAGAACAAACGAAGAAUCAGCAGGCCAGCUACCAUCAGCCCUGGUCAUUCUACUAAGGCUCGACCACCGUCGGUUUCAUCCCCAAAUGACGCCGUUUUCAUCUCAUCUACCUCAAGGCUCCGCUUGAAAUCAUGGACCGCCUACCCCAUGAACGAUGAAGCGUCGGAGCAGCAAGCC